AUGGCUGUCACUCAGGCCGCCCUGCCGUCCUUCAGCUCCUUCUCCAGCAUUUCACAAACGACUGACAAAAUGAAGGUGUGGAAGUCUGACGAUGGGCCUGUCCCUCUGAGCAGCUCUGAGCAGGUUCAUCUCUGCCCACAGGCAACAGACGAGCUCCUGGAUGAUGAGAGCCAAGCAUCCUGGGACAUCGAGUUCCUGCUGUCUGAGUGGAGCAGCCCUUCGUCUGACCUCAACCUCAGCGCUUUGGACGUCCAACCCAACCUGGACACAACAUACCAAAUGGUGAACGUGUUCAAGGACCAAACUGGACCGGAGAGCCUGCAGGUGAACGGUGGCGGCCUGGCUGAGCUCCUGGCUCCUGCUGAAACCCCGGCGGUGCAGCCGGAGCGGUAUCACCAUGGUUACAGCCAAGACCAAACGUGGAUUUUGUUCCCUAACACACAGAAUGUAAAUCAGUUUGAAAUCCCUCAAGGAGGGGGUGCUGAGAGACACUGCAGAGGAGGCCUCAGGGACUUCAACACCUACUACGCUCAGCAGCACCCCCCGGUGGUGACUCUCCCCAACAGCAGGUUCAUCCCUCCACAGGUCGUGACCCCCGACCCCCGACACUACGGCUACAUGCCCCACUUUAACCCCAACCUUUACAGCGAAUACCCCCACACCCAAGCCACGGCUCACACGCCCCAUCACCACCAGCAGCAGAUGCUGGUCAGGCCUCACCUGCCCCCCGGUGGGGUGGAGGGGAAGCGCGGCCGGAGGCCCGCUGGGAAAAAGAGGCCAGCCAUCCACAGCUGCGAGUACCCCGGCUGCAGCAAGACCUACACCAAGAGCUCCCACCUCAAGGCCCACCUCCGCACUCACACAGGGGAGAAGCCUUACCAGUGCUCAUGGGAAGGCUGCAGCUGGAAAUUCGCCCGCUCAGACGAACUGACGCGUCACUACCGCAAACACACGGGUCAGAAACCUUACCAGUGUCUGCUGUGUCAGAGGGCCUUCUCCCGCUCAGACCACCUGGCUCUGCACAUGAAGAGACACACCUGACGUUCACAGCCUUCACUUUCAAAAGAAAUUCACAGAUAAGCUCAUCUUACACUAAAACAAAAAACACAGAUUAGAGUUUAAUAUUAAACGACUGACAACGUGGAGCCAACAGGAUUAUUCGUUUUCUCACUUUGAGGACCUUCACUCCAAGCAAAAGACUCAAACCCCAGAAAUAUUGGGUUUAGUUCUUUUAUAGUUCAAUUCAAUUCAGUUUAUUUAUAUA
Molecule: messenger RNA, 1264 nt
Organism: Nematolebias whitei (Rio pearlfish)
Lineage: Eukaryota; Metazoa; Chordata; Actinopteri; Cyprinodontiformes; Rivulidae
Gene: klf1
Product: Kruppel-like factor 1 (erythroid)
Exons: 3
Coding region: 1-1041 (346 amino acids)
Biological process (GO): regulation of transcription by RNA polymerase II
Molecular function (GO): DNA-binding transcription factor activity, RNA polymerase II-specific; RNA polymerase II cis-regulatory region sequence-specific DNA binding
Source: RefSeq, a predicted model, not a curated record